Carassius auratus (goldfish) is the source of this 3675-nucleotide messenger RNA. RefSeq names its product adhesion G-protein coupled receptor G2-like. Gene Ontology annotation, molecular function: G protein-coupled receptor activity. Gene Ontology annotation, biological process: cell surface receptor signaling pathway; adenylate cyclase-activating G protein-coupled receptor signaling pathway. Bases 29 to 2848 code for a protein of 939 amino acids. Gene Ontology annotation, cellular component: plasma membrane. The transcript has 23 exons. NCBI's taxonomy places the organism in Eukaryota, Metazoa, Chordata, Actinopteri, Cypriniformes, Cyprinidae. The record is from RefSeq and is a predicted model, not a curated record.
UAUAAGAGCACUGACUUUCAUCUCUGUUAUGCUAUCUACCCUCUCUGUGGACCCCUGCAACAACUACACUGUGCUGGACGAACCAAGGAGAUCCAUCAAUAAUACAAAUUUCUUACAAUCAACACCUUCCUACAGGUGUGACCCCUCUGCCACGUGGAGCGGCUGGUAUCGUCUCUUCAUUAAUGGUCUGGACGCUCAUAUGCCAGAGACGUGUGUUGCAAUAGGUCACUGUGACACUGCUACCACACUGUGGAUUCGUGGUGGACACCCAACAGUUGAAGAUGGAGUGGUCACUCGAGAUGUCUGCGGUCACUGGAACAAUUACUGUUGCUAUUUCUGGUCUUUUCCCAUUAAGAUUAAAGCCUGUCCAGGCAAUUAUUUUGUGUAUGAGCUGAUUAGUCCAACGGUGUACUGUUCAGGAUACUGUGCAGAUGUUGGCAGUAUUAACACCAGCUCUACAGCCGUCACACCAGCGAUCAUCUCAACUGUUUAUCCCUCUGUUGACCCCUGCUACAAGUACAGUGUACUGGACGAUCCAUGGAGAGCCACCAAUAAUACAAAUGCUUUAGUUCAAAAGUGUGACACCUCUGUCACCUGGAGCGGCUGGUAUCGUCUACUCAUUAACGGUCUGAGCGCUCAGAUCCCAGACUCCUGUGUUGAAAAAACUGGCUGUGGCACAAAUGUCCCACUGUGGAUUCGUGAUGGACAUCCAUCACUGCAGGAUGGAGUGGUCACUCGAGAUGUCUGUGGUCACUAUGACAAUUACUGCUGCUUUUAUGGUUCUUUCCCCAUUAAAGUCAAAGCCUGUCCAGGCAAUUAUUAUGUCUAUGAGCUGGUUAAACCAACUUACUGUACUUUUGCAUACUGUGCAGCUGUUACUAACAUCAGCAGCACCGAUACAACAGUCACACCAGAGAUAACCACAGCUGCUGUUACUAACAUCAUCAGCACUGAUACAACAGUCACACCAGAAACGACCACAGCUGCUGUUACUAACAUCAUCAGCACUGAUACAACAGUCACACCAGAAACGACCACAGCUGCUGUUACUAACAUCAUCAGCACUGAUACAACAGUCACACCAGAAACGACCACAGCUGCUGUUACUAACAUCAUCAGCACUGAUACAACAGUCACACCAGAAACGACCACAGCUGCUGUUACUAACAUCAUCAGCACUGAUACAACAGUCACACCAGAAACGACCACAGCUGCUGUUACUAACAUCAUCAGCACUGACACAACAGUCACACCAGAAACGACCACAGCUGUUAUAAAUAUAACACUGCAGGAAGGAUGCACCACCUCUGGAGGAUGUCUUAAAAAUCUCUUUGAGAAGAUAGAGAACAUUACAACUAAAGUGCUUCCUUUGAAUCUUGUGACAAACAUUUUGACUAUGGCCUUCAACUCUUCAGAGAAGAUUUUAGAGACAACAACCUCAGCAAGCCCAACUGAACUAGCCUCGUAUGGAAACCGUAUGUUAAAAACCAGUGAGAAACUCAUUUCUACUUUAGUGAAGCCGACAGACACAAAUGACAGUGUCAAGUUUAAUCUUCCCACUGUAGAGGGACAAGUCUUCAUGGUUGGGCCACAGGUCACUUUAGAUAAAAUCCCUCGACUUGACACGACAAAUUCAUCUGUGGACAUUGAUCUCAUUGGAAUCGCCAAGAACAACUAUGAAACAAGAUCAGCUGCUGUGGCGUUCAUGAGCUACAACACGAUGGAGAACCUACUGAAGCCAGACUUCUUCAACACAUCGAAUAAGACGGUUAAAACCAUGAUGUCCACUGUGAUCUCAGCUACUCUUCCCAAAACCAGCAACACUAAACUGACCGAGCCAGUCAACUUCACGCUCAAACACAUCAGAGAGUUUGAUCCCAGCGGUUCUCUGUCCUGUGUGUACUGGAAUAUCAGCGAGUGGAUUGUAGAUGGUUGUGUUGUUUUAAAGACCAACGGCAGUUAUACUGUGUGUUCCUGUGAUCAUCUGUCGACGUUCGCUCUCAUCAUGCAAACCAGCCAGCCGCCGGCGAGCGACCCACUUCUGGAGUUGUUGAAUUUGGUGUGUGUGUUUGUGGGGCUGGUGUUCUUCAGUUUGGCCCUGUUGACCUUUGCCCUUUGUCACUGGAGUCCUGGAGUGAAUAAUGUGGCUCGAAUCAACAUCUGCAUCAGUCUUCUGUUGGCUCACCUUCUGCUUCUGCUUACACAGCAGUUCCUGCCCAUCAUACAGCGUCAGAAGGUGUUGUGUGCCGUCAUCUCAGGCCUUCUGCACUUCCUCUUUCUCUCCGGCUUUGUGUGGAUGUUCAUCGAAGCUGUGCUUCUCUUCAUCUGUGUGAAGAACCUAUCACAGAUCAGCUUCAAAAAGAGCGAGGUGCUUAGCAGUGGAUUCCUGUGUGUGAUUGGAUAUGUGGUUGCUCUGGUUGUGGUGUGUGUGUCUGUCGGUCUGGUUCCUGAAGGCUUCGGCAGCAAACACUGCUGGCUUAAAAUGGACAAAAACUUCAUCUGGAGUUUUCUUGGUCCUGUUUGCUUCAUACUAGCAUUAAACAUGAUUCUCUUCAUCAAGAUCAUCAUCACGCUGAACUCAGUUCUAAAAAAUCUCAACGCUGAAGUCUCACAGAUGAAACAAACUAAGAUCUUGGUGUUUAAAACACUGGCUCAGUUUGUGGUUCUCGGUUGCUCCUGGAUUCUGGGUUUCUUCACUAAUGACAGUAAGGUCCUGGAGAUCCUCUUCCUGAUCUUUAACUCGCAGCAGGGAACCUUCAUCUUCCUGAUCUACGGCGUUCUCAAUAAUAAGGUCAUGCAGCAGUACAGGAAGUUCUUCAGACGUCUUUGCUGCAUCAGACAAUACUGAAUCAUUUUCAGGAAGUAAAAAGUGCUGAUAUUAUUAUACAAGUGAUGCAAUGCUUACAGUAAAAUACAGAAUCAAUGUUUUGGAUGUUAACCGUAGUCUCUUCUACUUUCUGUAAAUGGUUAAAAAUGUUAGCAGUACUGUAAACACAUCUCUUUACAGACACAAAAUGUAAUGCUUAAUGCUUGCAAUUUAUUUUUAAAAACCCUGCUGAAUGAGACUUGUCAAAUAAUUAAUGAAUAUAUUAAUCUUGCACACUUAUUUUUUUUCUUUGUUGAGCUCAGGGAGGGACCCUUUUAUAAUACUUUUCAUAUGGUAAAAUAUAUUUUCAGGUUUUAUAGGUGUGGUGGAGUUACCUUUAAAACUAAACUAUUAAUAUAAUGAAAUGCAAAGCUGAUGUCUCAAAUUCAAAGUAAAGCUGUACUGUCACAUGGCUUGUAUUCAUGCAUUAAAACUUUAAAAGUUUUCAUAAACAAUGUGAUAUGUAAGUGCAUAUGUGAAUGUUUUUUCCACAUGCCCCAAAAAGCUCCAUAUAUGAUAGACUGACUGUAAUUUGACAUUGAAAUGCAAACUCAAUAUGAUGCAAACCUGCAAUAUUUAAACCUGUUACAUGUCAUUUAAUCCCAUUUUAUUAACCAAUAUCUUUCCUGGUGACCUUUGAUGAUCUAGUUCACCCAUCCUAAUAAACAAAAUUGACUUUAGAUAAACAACAUUUGGGUUUUAUUUGUUUAUUGCAGAAGAGUGUUCUUCAUGUCUUCCGGGAUGGGUUUGUUUGAGUGGAGCCCUUUAGUGUACAGAUGUGAAUUUACAUUUCCUUCAGCCUGAAGAUU